This is a messenger RNA of Colletotrichum godetiae, 2434 nucleotides long. RefSeq names its product flavin-containing amine oxidoreductase. Lineage: Eukaryota; Fungi; Ascomycota; Sordariomycetes; Glomerellales; Glomerellaceae. The record is from RefSeq and is a predicted model, not a curated record. Gene Ontology annotation, molecular function: oxidoreductase activity. The transcript has 2 exons. Bases 216 to 2036 code for a protein of 606 amino acids.
CACAGCAGCUUCGUAACGUAUUCGAAAGAUACCGUUCUUUGUACUAGAACACAUUCAAAUUUAAUUGGGCACUUGAGGAAGCCACUCAGAUAACGAUAUCAAAGCUCAUCAGUGUUUUUAGAAUCGGUCAUCAUCAUUUCUUUGAUCAUCACGUCGCAUUCACCCUGGCCUGACCAGACACCUUCAACGCACCUAGCUAGUCCCAGACAAUCAACAUGACCCGACUCAUCGAAACCGUCGACCUCUCGAACACAUCCACGGCAUACUACGCCCCAGCAACAAUCACUCGCGCCGGUUCUCUCGUGCAUAUAUCGGGCUUGCCCGGCAACACUAAAGAUGGCCAGGUGCCGUCGGACUACGACUCACAAAUCCACCUCGCGCUGCUCAACCUUCGCAAAGUCAUCAUAGCUGCCGGAUCGACUGUGCCAAAUGUUGCCAGUUUGACUCUGUACAUUGUGGACUACGAUGCCUCCAAGCGUCAGCACGCCCGCCACGUACAGCGGUUCUUGGGAACGCACCGCCCCGCAAUGACGCUGGUCCCCGUACAAAAACUGGCGGUGCCGGGCUGGUUGAUCGAGAUAAACGCCGUAGUCGCUCGGCCAGAGGCACCUCCAGUUCCUCGAAGUCUUCCUUCUGUGCAGGAGACUGUCGAUGUUGUUAUCAUUGGUGCGGGAUUGGCGGGCCUCUCCGCUGCUCAUGAGGUCCGGCGGGCUGGGCUGAGUUGCGUCGUUUUGGAAGCCCGGGAUCGCGUAGGUGGCAAGACGUGGAGUCAACCGAUGGAGGAUGGCGGGGAUAACGGAGUGUUCGACCUCGGUGCGGCCUGGAUCAACGACACGAACCAAAGCAGGAUGUAUGGACUUGCGAAGAGAUACGGCGCCGAGUUGAUCGAACAGAACACCAAAGGCAACUGCGUUCUUCAAGAUUUUGAUGGCAAGUGCAGUCCUUUCCCAUAUGGAGAGCUGCCCAAGUUCAGCGAAGCGACUCGUGAUCAUUUGGCGCAGAUUAGAGACAUGGUAGAAGCAGACUGCCAAGCCCUCGACGUUUUCAGACCAAGGGAGACAUCUCUCGAUUCCCUCACAUUCGAGGCCUACCUCAAAUCUCGCGGUGCCGCCAGUAUUGCUCUGGCCACGGCCACUGUAUGGACACGGGCCAUGUUGGGCCAAGAGCCGAAAGACAUAUCAGCACUGUACUUCCUGAACUAUUGCAAGUCCGGUGGUGGACUGCUGCAGAUGCGAUCCGACAGGAAAGACGGCGGGCAAUAUCUACGAGUGCGCCAGGGCACGCAGCUCUUCUCCAAAGGGUUGGCUUCCUCAUUGCCUGAAGGUGUCGUCCAUCUCUCUAGCCCCGUACAAGCUGUUGUGCAGAACGAUAAUCGCUCCGUAAAAGUCGAGGCCAGUGGCAAGGUCUACUCUGCGCAAAAGGUCAUCACCACCGUCCCCGGGCCCUUCCUCAAGACGAUUUCGUUCCAACCAGCACUUCCCCACACGAAGCUGGCUUGGAUUGAUUCUCAAACUUACGGGUACUACACAAAAGCUAUGAUGGAGUUUAGCGCCCCGUUCUGGGUUGAGAAGGGUUACUGCGGCUUGGCUCAGUCUUUCAUAGGCCCAGCCUCCGUGAUCCGUGACACGAGCAGUCCGGCAGACAAGAAAUUCGUGCUGACGUGCUUCAUGGCCGGCGAACCUGGGAAGGCAUGGGCAGCAACAACAACCGCCGAGCGCGAGAACAGCCUGCUGAAGCAACUGAGCGAGUUGUAUGGCGUUGAGAACAUCCGUCACCUUUUCAAACAAAUGGUGUUCUAUGAAUGGGUCAACGAUGAGUUCUCAGGAUGGGGUUGCCCGUGCACAUCGCUCACUCCUGGAGUUCUUGACACGCUUGGUGGAGACGGACUCCGGGAGCCGUAUCGUGAUGUUCAUUUCGCGGGAACAGAAACCGCUGGUGAAUGGAAGGGCUACAUGGAGGGCGCUGUACGAAGUGGAGAGCGGGCUGCUGCGGAAGUUGUGAAAAGUCUCCAGGGCGGUGUUGUAUCGCGCCUUUAGUUAACCUUUUCUUCAACGCAAGAGGGUUAACAUCACUAGAGGUCAACAUUAUUUCAAGAUCUGAGAUACCAAUGUGCCUCUUCUUCUGGGACACCACUGUCAUGUCUACAGACUUUUAACCCGGCAUUGUACUAACCCGCACGAACUUAUAAGCAGCCUAAACACCGUAGUUUGUUUCACCGGCACAGAUAGUGGUUCACUGGUAAUGUGUGCUAAUGGCGUCGAAAUCAGCGGCGUCGGACUUCUGUGUUCUCGCCGUUGUAGAAGACCGUGUGGCUCAGACAAGAGACGAGAGCGCUGUUACUCUUGCCGGCCUCAGUGCAUGAGCCUGGUGUUUCGCCCACCGGCCUGGCAUGCAAGCUUCAUCCAUUCACAUUCGUCCAAUCUUUUGACUGGCC